This is a messenger RNA of Octodon degus (degu), 808 nucleotides long. Its product is annotated as uricase. The coding region runs from base 1 to 504 and encodes 167 amino acids. The record is from RefSeq and is a predicted model, not a curated record. Gene Ontology annotation, molecular function: urate oxidase activity. The transcript is spliced from 6 exons. Gene Ontology annotation, cellular component: peroxisome. Gene Ontology annotation, biological process: purine nucleobase catabolic process; urate catabolic process. Lineage: Eukaryota; Metazoa; Chordata; Mammalia; Rodentia; Octodontidae.
AUGAUUUCCAGUGGAAUGAGAUGUGAGUCGGAAGAACCUCCAGUCAUUCAUUCAGGAAUCAAAGACCUCAAGGUUUUGAAAACAACCCAGUCUGGAUUCGAAGGAUUCAUCAAGGACCAAUUUACGACCCUCCCCGAAGUGAAGGACCGGUGCUUUGCUACCCAAGUGUACUGCAAGUGGCGCUAUCGUCACAGCAGAGAUGUGGAUUUUGACGCUACAUGGGACACCGUUCGGGAUACCAUCCUGGAAAAAUUUGCUGGGCCCUAUGACAAAGGCGAGUACUCCCCCUCUGUCCAGAAGACUCUCUAUGAUGUCCAGGUGCUCUCCCUGAGGCGGGCUCCUGAGAUAGAAGACAUAGAAAUCAGCCUGCCAAACAUUCACUACUUCAACAUAGACUUGUCCAAAAUGGGACUGAUCAACAAAGAAGAGGUCUUGCUGCCAUUAGACAGUCCCUAUGGCAAAAUUACUGGUACAGUCAGGAGGAAGCUGUCUUCAAAGCUGUGACAUUGCGACCACCAAGAGUAGACCAUCCUAGCCGAGAAAUUCCUUAAGUCAUUCGUGAUGUUGGAAAUUAUGCAAGUUCUCAGCCCAGUAUAUUAGUUUAUAGUGUACACUUUCCUCUUUUAUAAAAUAAUUUAUUUCUUCAUACCCAACUCAGCAAAAGGAAUCAUGUGGGUUAUCUCAUUAGUAAUUAUAAUAUGUUUUAUGAAUAUAGUUUAUUUUAAAAAUGCUGACUAUUAGAAUGAUCAUAAAUCAAUAUUUCUUUUUGGUGGUUUGUGCAUUCCUAUGUUGAAGAAGACAUGGAAUC